Molecule: messenger RNA, 561 nt
Organism: Salvia hispanica
Lineage: Eukaryota; Viridiplantae; Streptophyta; Magnoliopsida; Lamiales; Lamiaceae
Source: RefSeq, a predicted model, not a curated record
CCCGCCAUUCUACCAAAACCCAAUUCCAAAAUCUCCAAUCUUUCUCAUCUCUACUCUUCUCUGUUCAUUUCAAAAAUCGCAAAAACCCUACUCUCAUUUCGAUUUCUAAGUGAGAACCAGAAAUGCCUCGCGAAAUCAUCACGUUGCAGGACGGCCAAUUCGGCAACCAGAUCGGGCACGGCAUCAGCAAGGACGGCAUUCUCGAAGAUUUUGCAACCCAGGGAGGUGACCGUAAGGAUGUGUUUUUCUAUCAAGCAGAUGAUCAGCAUUAUAUACCACAUGCGUUGCUUAUGGAUUUGGAGCCUCGGGUGAUUAAUAGCAUACAAAAUGGUGAAUACAGGAAUCUGUACAAUCAUGAGAAUGUAUUCAUCGCAGAUCAUGGAGGAGGUGCUGGGAAUAAAUGGGCAAGUGGAUACCAAUACCAUCAGGCACAGCUGCUUAUUUAACUACUCAAGUUCUUGGGGUUUCUUAUGGAAGUAUUUUGUUUCCCUUGUUUUUUGUUCUUCUUUUAUUUUCAAUAAAACAAAACACUCUAUCAUUACGGCAUGCUUAAUGCCUAUA